AUGCCAGAAACAAGCAAGGAAGUGAUCCAUAAAGCACCCAAGCAGCAAGCACCCAAAAAGCCAACUCCAAAGCACAACCACGAUCGAAAUGCUGAUACAAAGCGUAAACUAUAUCGAGAGUCAAUGGAAAAUGUUCGUAAACAGGUUCGUAUAGAAACUCCACCCGCCAGUACCCCACCCGCCACAGCAAUAUCUCCAUCUGAUACAUUAACAUCUACUGAACUGACACCAGAUUUGACAGAAUUACCACGUAAGAGGUUUUAUCGUCAACGAGCUCAUUCAAACCCAUUCUCUGAUCAUCGCUUAGAUUACCCAACCUCACCAUCCACCAUGGAUUGGUCAGCCAUAUACCCCAGUGCAUCGCUUGGUCAGAAUAGUAAUAGUAAUAGCCGCAAAGUGGAAAUUGCCGAUAUUGGAUGUGGCUUUGGUGGGUUAAUGAUUGAUUUGGGCCCCCAAUUCCCCGACUCGUUGAUUCUAGGUAUGGAAAUACGAGUACAAGUGACUCAAUACGUUGAAGAUCGAAUUCUUGCAUUGCGCAAGUUGCAUGAGUCAGAUCCAGUUUACAAAUACGAUAAUAUUGGGGUCAUACGAGGCAAUGCUAUGAAAUUCUUGCCUAAUUUCUUUGCCAAGUCGCAAUUGUCAAAGAUGUUUUUCUGUUUUCCUGAUCCUCAUUUCAAACAACGUAAACACAAGGCUAGAAUCAUAACUCAUACGUUGUUGAGUGAGUAUGCUUAUGUUUUGAAAGAAGACGGCGUCAUUUAUACAAUUACUGAUGUUGAGGAUUUACAUCAUUGGAUGGUUAAACAUUUGGAGCAACACCCAUUAUUUGAACGUUUGAGUAAAGAAUGGGAACAACAGGAUAAAUGUGUUGAGAUCAUGUAUAAUUCAACAGAAGAAGGACAAAAGGUGGAAAGGAAUAAAGGAUCCAAGUGGGUUGCUUGUUUUAAAAGGUUGCCCAAUCCUGAUGACUGUGAAUAA
This is a messenger RNA of Lodderomyces margitis, 978 nucleotides long. RefSeq names its product tRNA (guanine46-N7)-methyltransferase. The record is from RefSeq and is a predicted model, not a curated record. The transcript has a single exon. The coding region runs from base 1 to 978 and encodes 325 amino acids. Lineage: Eukaryota; Fungi; Ascomycota; Pichiomycetes; Serinales; Debaryomycetaceae. Gene Ontology annotation, biological process: tRNA methylation; RNA (guanine-N7)-methylation. Gene Ontology annotation, cellular component: tRNA methyltransferase complex. Gene Ontology annotation, molecular function: tRNA (guanine(46)-N7)-methyltransferase activity.